Molecule: messenger RNA, 294 nt
Organism: Lactuca virosa
Lineage: Eukaryota; Viridiplantae; Streptophyta; Magnoliopsida; Asterales; Asteraceae
Source: the annotation of a GenBank genome assembly
AUGGCUUAUCUAAUUAGUAUACUACAACUAAAAAAUGCCCGUGGUGGUUGGGCAUCCGGCAGCCCCGGUACUAACUCCGCCACUGAUUACGGUCUAUGUGUUGAUAAUAAAAUUCAAGAAAAGAUGUUGGGACGGUUAAGGUAUAAGUAUCUGGAUAAGUUGAUGAUGUCGGAUUUUAAUGUUAUGAAGCAAACAUUCGUGAAGCAUUAUGCAACUGUCAAAAAAAUGGUUAGGUUUAAAAGGAUGAAGUUGAUUGAAGAAAAGAAGAAGGAAAUCACAAGUGUGCUGCAGUAG